UUUCGGAGCAAGGGGCAGUGGCUGGUGCGGUUUGUAAGCAACGGUGUGGCUGGGUUAAUUGAGUGUCGUGGACGACCAAAAGUCUCAGCAAUCCAUAUAUUUCGAAGGGUAAUAAUUGAGGCAGUCACCACCUACUCAACAGUAUAACAUCAUCAUAGAUUAUUCAAGCCGUUUCCAUGGCGCCUCUGAAAACUCUGAGAAGAGUUAUAAGAGCGACACUACCCCGAUUUCAUCGCAUGCUCCUUUCCGCUUACCCCCCGAGAACCUCCAAACCUCCCCAUCACGGUAACUCAGAUCAAUAUGGCGACACUCUCUUUUCUUAUACCUCUGGGCGCUGGCUAUGGGACGAGGCAGCCCAGCUUCGUAAACGGUACCAGCCCUUCAAUGUCGAGGAACUCAAACAAACAGCGGCCAGAUCAGUUAAUGCGGAAUUCUGCGUCAAAAUAACGAAAUUACCCGAAGGCUCAUACAACAAAGCCUUUCUAUUGACAAUGGAUAAUGACGUCCAGGUCGUUGCGAAAAUCCCCAAUCCUUACAUCCCUCAGAAAUUUGUUACCGCCAGUGAAGUUGCCACGCUUGACUUUCUUCGUAACGAACUAGGUAUACCUGUCCCGCGAGUCUUUGCUUGGAGCAGCAAGAAAGACCAGCCUGUGGGAGUCGAAUACAUCAUCAUGGAAAAAGCUGCUGGCAAUGAGUUGAGCAAAAGUUGGCCCACUAUGGAUAUAUCGGAUAAGGUGGAUAUUGUGUCUCAGUUGGCCAAUAUUCAAGCCAAAAUAGCCGCUGUCGACUUCGGUGGUUAUGGAAGCUUGUUCUAUAGAGGAGAUAUUGAGGGUGGCAUUGAUGUCCCUGGAAUAGCUGAUCAGUUUUGCAUCGGUCCCAGCUGUGAUAUACGAUUUUGGGAAGAGGAGAGGAAAUUCAUGAACGCUUUUAGGGGCCCUUGGUCGUCGUCUGAGGCGUAUGCGAUAGAUAUCGCCAGGCGAGAGAAAGAAUGGAUUACCCGGUUUGCUAAUCCUCGUCAUCCGGCAGACCCCUUGAGACAGUCAGAUAGCCAAGAGUCUCCUGGUUGUCACAUUAAACUCCUCGACAAGUAUCUGGAAGUUGUGCCUCAUUUGAUACCAUCACAUCCAGGUCAAAAUCAGUCUGUGCUUUGGCACUCUGAUUUACACUUUGGGAAUAUAUUUGUAAAGGAAAAUCAGAUUGUCAGCAUCAUUGAUUGGCAGGGCUGCUCAAGUCUUCCCGUUUUUCACGCCUGCAGGUUACCGAAAUUCCUGAAAAUUCAUGGGCCCUUGCUCUUCGACCUUCCGCCAGCCACGGGCCUCACGCCACAAGAAAAAGAGGAAAAUUUACGGAGAUACCAGCUUACACAACUACAGAGGCUCUAUAUUUCCAAAUUCUGCGAAAUCAACAAUGACGUCUUCUCUGCUCUGUCGUUUCCUCAAGCUUUAACGCGACAGCAGCUCAUCGAUUUUUCAGGGUACACAUGGGAUGACGAUGGAUUGUUUUUGUUUCGAGAGAUGAUGAUUCGAACAUGGCGCGAAUGGAUGGAAUUAACUGGCCAGCCACAGUCCUCUUGUCCUGUGACAUUCGGUGCGGAUGAGCUUGCGUCUCAUGUUGCCGAAGGGAAGAGCUGGGAAGAUCGCAGGGAGCUUUUCGGUGCCCUUGGAGUCCCCAUUGACGGCUGGGUACAUCUUGAAGAUUUCGAGGCAAAAGUGGAAACAAUGCGUAAUCUAGUGAGUUCGGUCCUAGACGCCACGGAUGACAAGGAUGGCGUAAAAGACGCACUAAGAGCUUGGAAACUGUCGGAGUCGGGGCCUGCAAGCCUAUCGGGUAAUCUGAUGGAUAUCUAGAGGGCGUUUCCUGAAGUGCAACCCUGUAGAAUAUUGUCCUCUUCAUGCUAUACACUGGUCAUGCGAGUUACCCCGCACCAUGCCCAGCUAUCAGGUGAUGUAGGCAAUUUUCAGUCAGACUUACUAUAAAGGUGCCUCCCGUGGCACUUUAGAACUGUUGCAGCCAGGUCUUGUUGCUAUCUGAUUGUCAAACCCCAAACCCGUAAGUCUACAACUAAUAGACGUUGUUAGCAUUGGCUCUGAACCUUACAGGAAGUCCAUUCCAAUAUCAUGUC
Molecule: messenger RNA, 2122 nt
Organism: Aspergillus calidoustus
Lineage: Eukaryota; Fungi; Ascomycota; Eurotiomycetes; Eurotiales; Aspergillaceae
Source: the annotation of a GenBank genome assembly